AUGGCCUCCUACACUUGCAUCAGCUGCCGAGUGGCUUUUUCAGAUGGCGAAGUGCAGCGAACACACUACAAAACCGACUGGCACCGCUACAACCUAAAGCGCAAGGUGGCCGACAUGCCCCCUGUCACUGCUGAAAACUUCCAGGAGCGCGUCCUGGCACAGAGGGCUGCUGCCGAACAACAUCUGAAUGACUCAUCGGUCACAGAGGGCUGUGCCGUCUGCAGCAAGAAGUUCGCCAGCGCCAACGCCUACCAGAACCACCUGCAGUCUCACAAACACCAACAGGCCGAGAAGCAGGCGCUGCUAGCCGCCCAGAAGGAAGUGGAGAGGAUGAAUGAAAAGAACCUGGAGAAGGGACUUGGUGACGAGAAGGUGGAUCACGACGCCAGGAACGAGGCCCUGCAGCAAGCUCUGAAAGAGCAGCAGAGGUCGAGCCUGCCCAAGCAGGGGAAGGCCCAGAUGUCACAAGGAGCGACAAAGGAGAAGACAGAGAGGCCGGACAUACCUCCCCGUGUGAUGUGGCUGGAGGAGCAAGCCAAGAGGCGAGAGAGAGAAGAGGGAGCCACAGCUGAGGGAGAAGAUUGGGAGGACAUUGAGGAGGAGGAGGAAGAAGAAGAUGAGAUGGAGGAGCAUGAAGAGGAAAUGAUGGAUCAGGAGGUAGGAGACCCUGCGGCUCUGUCUGACCCCCACCCCGCUGGUUUGCCAGGCUCCAUCCCCACCACCGACUGCCUGUUCUGCUCCCAUCACUCGAAGUCACUCUUGAAGAAUGUCGCCCACAUGACCAAAGUCCACAGCUUUUUCAUCCCUGAUGUGGAGUUCCUUGUCGACCUCAGGGGCCUGAUCCGUUACCUCGGAGAAAAGGUUGGUGCUGGGAACGUGUGUCUGUGGUGUAAUGAGAAGGGGCGCUCGUUUUAUUCAGCUGAAGCAGUACAGAGUCACAUGACAGACAAAAGCCACUGUAAGCUCUUCACAGACGGCGAUGCUGCCCUGGAGUUUGCCGACUUCUAUGACUUCAGGAGCAGCUACCCUGACGGUAAGGAGGGCGAGGAUUCUGAAAUGAUCGAAGAUCUGCCCGACGACAAGAACCUGGAGUACGACGACGAGACGCUGGAGCUGACUCUGCCUUCAGGUGCCAAAAUCGGCCACCGCUCCCUCAUGAGGUACUACAAACAGCGAUUUGGAGCUCAGCGAGCAGUGGUUCUCACCCACAAUAAGAACGCUGUUGGCCGAGUCCUCCGGCAGUACAAAGCGCUGGGCUGGGGAGGAGAUGGAGGCAACGGCUCGUUCCAUCGGACCCAGAGAGACAUGCAGUACGUACAGAUGAUGAAGUCAAAAUGGAUGCUGAAGAUGGGCAUGAAUCACAACACCACCAAGCAGAAGCACUUCAGAAUCCAAAUCAUGUUCUAAACCGUCAGCGGGGAAACAGGUCGUGGUGCGAGACCGUGGACCGGUCGCAUCUCUGCUUUUUUCCAGGCAACAAGACUCGGAGCGCAGAAUCGAGCACAGCUGCAGAACCAUCAAACCUUCAGAUCGCCCGAAAUCAGUCCUGAUCUAAUGUGUUAUGUUGACUUGAGGUUUGACAACUGCAGCAAAAACUUGAAUGGGCAUAACUUUGUAGAAUUCUCACACAAAGUGAAAUUACCUUUUUUAAUCUCUCAUGUUCUCUCACGGAGCGGAAAGUGUAGGUCCACAGGAAAUCUGCUUGAAAUGAACUUGUGAUUGAACUAGCAGGGGAAACAUCUCAUCAACUGCUCAAACAACCGUUUGUGUGGCGAUCAAACGCACAAGGCACAGAUGACUUAGGAUCUCUAUGGAUCAUGUAUAACUGCUGCAGUUUGUCAGUUUGACCUUUUGUUAGACCAAUGACGGAUCUUUAUGAUUCAGUAUACUCAUAUUACGCAUCCAACUAAAUAAAAGUUUCAUAUUUA
Paralichthys olivaceus (Japanese flounder) is the source of this 1928-nucleotide messenger RNA. The record is from RefSeq and is a predicted model, not a curated record. NCBI's taxonomy places the organism in Eukaryota, Metazoa, Chordata, Actinopteri, Pleuronectiformes, Paralichthyidae.